UUUACUCCAUUACUGAUUCAUGAUCUUCCAGGAGCUCAUAACCCUAGAGAUGGUGAAGGUGGGAAUCACCAAACAACAGAAUGUGAUGGCCUUGCCCUGACAAAGAAGGCACAGCUGAAUGAUGUCAAUCAACUCAAGAAGCAGAAGAUGAAAGAAAACAACUUGGGCGUUGAAGAUGGGCUUCAUCAGACCAUUGAGUACAUUGGCCUCGGUUGUAAAAGAAAGACAUGGCUGGAAGAAUUCAACUUGCUUAAGAAGAAAAAGUUAAAUGAAACCAAUUCAGGUAAACUCCUCCAUCCACACCCUAACUCUUCAGGCGGAGAGGAACUUGAAGUGGGCACAAGCUACCGAGGAGGCUUCUCACGCAGUGCAGGCAGAGCUAAGGGCAGUGCAAGCCGAGCUGGAGACAGCUCGGGAGCGGAUUCAUCGUCUUGAGAGCGAUGCUUCGGCUCAGAAGACCGAGUUGGAGAGGUUUCAGAGGGACAACAGGGCUCUGAGGCUUGUGGUGAAGAACCUCGCGACCUCGAAAGGGGUCUUGGAGCACGAGGUCGAAUACCUCCAGGCCGAUAUCAAGGAGAAGACCGAGAUCUUCCUCCAGGGCCUCGAGGAUGCUAAGGUGAAGGCCGUCGACGACUACAUUGCUUUGGCGCGCUUUGAUGACCUGAUGGUGGGCUCGUACUAGAGGGGUUUCUUCGAUGGAUGAUAAAGCAUGCGUACCCUGAGGUCGACACCAGUGCCAUAACCACCUCGCGCAUCACUCCGGAGAUGGUUGCCGCGGCUGACGAUGAUGUAGACUCUGAAGACGAAGCGGACCCUCCAAGUGCUGCUGAGGUUCCUUCUGAAGGCAAGGGAGAUGUGCCCCUGAGUUGAUGUAUGCCGAGCCUGCGAG
Nelumbo nucifera (sacred lotus) is the source of this 889-nucleotide messenger RNA. NCBI's taxonomy places the organism in Eukaryota, Viridiplantae, Streptophyta, Magnoliopsida, Proteales, Nelumbonaceae. The record is from RefSeq and is a predicted model, not a curated record.